GGGAGUAGAGCCGCGGUUGCCUGGAGACCGGGUGGGGUUAAAGACGCUCAGCUGCAGGGCACCUCCUUCGCCCUGCGGAACCCGCCCUGCAGGGGCAUCCGGAGCCUGCUAAAACUCAGAUGCAUUGAAAUAACUCAACCAAAGGAAUCCUUUGCUGCUUCUGCAUAUAAAGUAAACUCAAGGUCUUCUGAAGGCAAUGGUGAAAGAAAAGAAAAAGGCAGAAAAGAGAGGCGAUAAACCCACUCCCUCCUCUCUCUCUGACUACCCAGAGUUUUCCAAACAAGAUAGCAAUGCUGUUGGGCAAGAAAUGACACCGAGUGCCGACCCACCACUGGAAACGAAGCUCAAGGAGUCCAGAAACGAAAACCAGCAGAAUGAAAACGCCACUCAAUACGAAGAGCCCGUUCUGACCAAACUCAUAGUUGAAAGCUAUGAAGGAGCAAAAGUCCGUGGACUGUACGAGGGCGAAGGCUUUGCCAUCUUUCGGGGAGGUUGUACCUACCGUGGCAUGUUUUCAGAAGGACUCAUGCACGGACAAGGGACUUACGUUUGGGCCGAUGGACUGAAGUAUGAGGGGGACUUUGUGAAGAACAUUCCCAUGAACUACGGUGUGUACACAUGGCCGGACGGCAGCACCUAUGAAGGAGAAGUGCACAACGGCAUGAGGAACGGUUAUGGCAUGUUCAAGUGCAGCACGCAGCCCAUGUCUUACAUCGGCCACUGGUGCCACGGCAAGAGGCAUGGGAAGGGCUCCAUCUAUUAUAACCAAGAGGGCACCUCUUGGUAUGAGGGAGACUGGGUACAAAACAUCAAGACAGGCUGGGGCAUAAGAUGUUACAAAUCAGGAAACAUAUAUGAAGGUCAGUGGGACAACAACAUGCGCCAUGGGGAAGGCAGGAUGAGAUGGCUGACCAGUAAUGAAGAGUACACAGGCCAGUGGGACCGGGGGGUCCAGAAUGGCUUUGGAACACACACAUGGUUUCUAAAGAGAAUCCCAACCUCCCAGUAUCCUUUGAGAAAUGAAUACAUAGGAGACUUUGUAAACGGAUACCGUCACGGCUGUGGGAAGUUCUGCUAUGCCAGUGGAGCCCUGUAUGAGGGAGGAUGGGUUUCCAAUAAAAAACACGGCCUGGGCCGAUUAACCUUCAAGAACGGGCGGGUGUACGAGGGCCCAUUUACCAAUGAUCACAUGGCACAGUUUCCAGACCUUGAAAUGGAAUUUUUGAGCUCCCUGGAUCUGUCUUCAGAAUCAGUCCACUGGUGCCAGUACCGUGGAUCGUCCAUCAGUGCUGAAAUUAUGAGGAAGCUUGAUGGCAGUGAGAGCAAAUCUGUGUUAGGAUCAAGCAUUGAGCUGGAUCUGGGUAUGUUGCUGAAUAUGUACCCUGAGAAAGACCAACCAGAAGAAAAGAAGCAGGUAGAAUAUGCUGUCCUAAGAAAUAUCACCGAAUUAAGAAGAAUCUAUAGCUUUUACAGCAGCCUGGGUUGUGACCACUCUUUGGAUAAUACUUUUUUGAUGACAAAGCUUCAUUUCUGGAGAUUUCUAAAAGAUUGCAAAUUUCAUCACCAUAAGAUCUCGCUGGCUGACAUGGACAGGGUGUUAAGUACCAGUAAUAACGUGCCAGUUGAAGAAAUUCACUCUCCAUUUACAACGAUACUUUUGAGAACAUUUUUGAAUUAUCUCCUGCGUCUGGCUUACCACAUUCAUCACAAAGAAUACCAAGACAGAAGCCCGUCGCUCUUUCUGUGUUUUACAAAACUAAUGACUGAGAACAUCCAUCCAAAUGCCUGCCGUGUAAGAGGCAAUUUAUUCAGCGGGCAGCAGCAGACUCUCUAUUCAAUGAACUACGUUGAUAAGUGCUGGGAGAUUUAUAUAACUUACUGCAGGCCAAAUGCUGCUCCUCCCCAUGAGCUGACCAUGAACAUGAGACACUUCCUCUGGAUGUUGAAGGACUUUAAGAUGAUAAAUAAAGAAUUAACAGCAACCAAAUUUGUGGAAGUCCUAGCAGAGGACAACCCUUUCAUACAUGAUGGAAUUGACAGCAACUUGGAGCUUGAGCUGGUUUUCCUGGAAUUCUUUGAAGCUCUCCUAAGUUUUGCAUUCAUUUCUGUUACUGAUAAAAUGACGAUGUCCUAUUCAAAUAUUUUAAAUGAGCAUCUGUCUAGUAAGAGAAUUGGGAGCACAUAUAUGAUGAAUCAGAACACCCAGAACAGGAGUUCGAGUGUAGGAACAAGUCAGGGCUCUGAUAUCCACUAUGGCAGCUCCAAGUACUCUUUAUACAAGUUUGAUAUCAGCAAAAUGACGAAGUCAGAGAUCAAGAAGUGUUUAAGUGAUGAAAAGAUUUCCAAGAUGAAUUAUAAAUCAGCAGGAAGAGGGCUAGACUUUUAUUUAUCUCAAAAAGAGAAAAAAGAAAAACUCAAGUAUCAGCAAAAGGAAAAACUCAACAUGUGGAUCAGUAAUAUGUACAUCUUUUUUGUGAAUAUACUCUUCCAAGCACAUAAACAUGAAGAAAUACUCAAGGAGAAAAUACAGGAAGACAGGCUACGGAUUGCAGCGAUGGCCCAACAGAAGAAAAUUGAAAAUGAUGAACUGGAAGAAAGGCUGAAUAACCUGAGAGAGGAAGAGGCCAGAAGGCAAGACUGUGAGCUCGACAUCACUAUGUUCAAGGAGCCGGUGAAUGUCUUGUCUUCAACUUUCACACUGAGCCCCCCGAAAGAGGAAACAGUGGUGUCCCAACCCAGCAAGCCUGUCUCAAUCAGGAAAAAGAAAAAGUAGAGGUUACUGGGUCUGUCAUUGAGCCACAAGUACAAGCUGAUGUAAAAAGUCUAGAACUAUAACAAUUUUCCUGGUUAAUAAAAUUGUUUUCAUUUGACUUCUUAGUGUUUUUGAAACACCACUAUGUGGGCUCACUGCUUUCAAGGUUCUUCUGUGGUUGGGUCACUGAAAUGCUUAUGUUCUGAAAACUGAGCUGAAUGAAAAUAAAUGAAUAUGCAUAU
Molecule: messenger RNA, 2994 nt
Organism: Talpa occidentalis (Iberian mole)
Lineage: Eukaryota; Metazoa; Chordata; Mammalia; Eulipotyphla; Talpidae
Gene: RSPH10B
Product: radial spoke head 10 homolog B
Exons: 20
Coding region: 197-2773 (858 amino acids)
Source: RefSeq, a predicted model, not a curated record